AUGUCUCUUGACGCGUUUAGCAUCGCAAGCUCAAAAACAUCCAUAGAUGUCUCUAUGCGUUCUCAAUCCCCAGCUCCAUCAGUAUUCUCCGCAACAAGUUCUUUACGAGCCCAAGCGUACAGACAAGAAUACGGACGAGGACUGAACAAUUAUUCAGAAGUCUACCGCUUACCAGCCGACGAUGAAGAACUUGACCGUUUGGACAGACAGCAUGACAUAUUUUGCAAAGCCAUAGGCAAAUUUCCACCACCCAUGCCCGAAAUCAUGGCAGAGGAUGAGUUUGAGGUCAAAGCUGUCCUUGACCUAGGUUGUGGCAGUGGCAGCUGGAUAAUGGACAUUGCGAGAGAAUUCCCAAAUGCAACUGCGGUAGCUGUGGAUCUCGUUCCCAUGCAGUCAACAUCCAUGCCCCCAAAUUGCAGAAGUGAAGUUGACGACAUUAAUCUCGGCCUGGAGCACUUUUAUGGCGAUUUCAACGUCGUCCAUACUCAAUUAAUUUCUUCCGGUAUUCGGGAUUACCAGGGGCUCAUUAACCAUAUCGCUCACGUCCUCCGACCAGGCGGUCUAAUAGACAUCACUGAAUUUCCAUUCCACUUUACUGGCAUCGAGAAAACAUCUAUCUGUCCCCCAGCGGGCACCUUUGAACCGCCGUGGACACCUCUAUGGAUGUCUUAUGCGAACAGAGCCGUUCGUCAACGGGGCGGUGAUGCAGACGCUUCCUUGCACAUGCACCGAUGGGUAUGCGAGCACCCGGCAUUCGAGGAUGUCGUGUACCGUGAAUUCUGGAUACCACUGUCCCCGUGGCUAAAGGGCAAUGACCCUAACAGUGUCUGGUGGAAUGGUAUUGGGACGACUAUGCGAGAUGACGUCAAAGCAUUCAUGAGAUCCGGUCGCCCUUUGCUCCUCGGCAAUGGGUUAUCAGAAGAAUUUGUGGAUCAACUGGAAAAUAAUGCAGUGGCGGAAUUGGAUGAAGCAAUCACUCCUGUUUACGUGUGUAUACAAAACGUAUAUGCCCGUAAGAGAUCUUGA
Suillus plorans is the source of this 1026-nucleotide messenger RNA. Its product is annotated as S-adenosyl-L-methionine-dependent methyltransferase. NCBI's taxonomy places the organism in Eukaryota, Fungi, Basidiomycota, Agaricomycetes, Boletales, Suillaceae. Gene Ontology annotation, molecular function: methyltransferase activity. The record is from RefSeq and is a predicted model, not a curated record. Bases 1 to 1026 code for a protein of 341 amino acids. The transcript has 7 exons.